Messenger RNA from Bactrocera dorsalis (oriental fruit fly), 5785 nucleotides. RefSeq names its product polycomb protein Su(z)12 (gene Su(z)12). Bases 342 to 3404 code for a protein of 1020 amino acids. Gene Ontology annotation, molecular function: chromatin DNA binding. Gene Ontology annotation, cellular component: ESC/E(Z) complex; nucleus. The record is from RefSeq and is a predicted model, not a curated record. The transcript is spliced from 7 exons. Lineage: Eukaryota; Metazoa; Arthropoda; Insecta; Diptera; Tephritidae.
GAGGAAGAGUUUGUACGCCUUAUGUAUGUGUGAAAAUUUCGCGCCGAUAUCUUUUCAUUUACAAUAGGGAGCUGUGAAAAACUCUUGCACAUUAAAACUUUUAUAUCUUCACGGGAAAUUAGUAUAAAUUUGUAGUUUUAAUGCUCUAAAUAAAAUAAAUUGAGUGUAUAUAUAAAGGACAAUAAAAAAGUGGAGUGUGUAUUGGGGCAUCUUUUGCUAGCACAAGCUUAGCGUCGAAAACGACGAGACAGUGAAGCAGCAGAAAAUUAAAUUGUGAUCUCAACACGCCGUGCUCAUACUACAGAGACAGUGAUUAUUCAGUAAAUAUUUUAAUAAACAUAAUGGCUCCGGCGAAAAAACGCGAAAAGGAUAAUGCAUUAGCAGCGCCGGCAGCUGCUAUAAGUAAUGUUCCAAACGGAAGUGUUAACUCUGUUAAUGGUGGUGGGGUAUCUUCGGCAACAGCUGCUGCUGCAUCUGCAGUCACUGCAAGUACUGCAACUAUAAACGUUGAUAAUGUGAAACUCAAUGGACAUCAGCAAGAGCAGGAACUUUUUCUACAAGCUUUUGAGAAACCUACCCAGAUAUAUAGGUUUUUACGCAAUCGUCAUGGCACCAGUCCUAUAUUUUUGAAUCGAACACUUAGUUAUAUGAAGGAUCGCAUGUCGCGUAACAAUAAAAAACGCACAACAUUUAAAGUUAAUUCAAUAUUACAGCAAAUAACACAAAAAGCAGAGAUAGACUCAAAUAAAUAUUUGAAUAUUAUUUACAAUGGGUUAUUUGAUAAAAGUAGUUGCAGUGAUCAAUGGUGGAAUGCUGGAGAGUCGGUUAGUGUUGAAGCUACUCUUUACAAGAUAACAAAGAAUAAACGAAAAGAUAGCACCUCAGACUUCCAGGAAAUGAUGAGUUAUAGUUCAGCUGUUGAAUACAAUCCAGAUCAUGAUAUUAGUCGCUUCUCAACUAUCAGUAUUCCGGUACAGUCAAUGCGUCCUCUUGGCGAUCAACACACAAUAUAUAAACUAUUGUUUCGUAUUAAAGUCUUACCAAAAUGUGAUAACAAUACAAUUGAUGAAAACACUGAGAAUUGCGAGACACCUUGCAAACGCGGAAAAAUUAGUACGAAAAUCUAUGGAUGUGAAUUGAUAGUAUUUGAGAAGAAUAUAUGCUUUAUACCUGAAGGUGAUUACGAAGCGGCGAUGCAGGAGCUCAAUUCGAUGAGCAUAAAAUCUUUUUCUCCAAAGAAACGCACGUGGGAAACAUUGCCAGACAAUUACAUUCCACUCUCGUUGAAAUUCGACGUUUUCAAUCAAUUUCCAACUCUUAAGUUUCGUUUAACCUGGUCGGCCAAUGAAGUGCCUAGUAGUAUUGAUGCAAAGGAUCUUAACCUUUAUGGUGACUUGGCUUGCAUAAAAAAUGAGGCAAAUGAUAAAAUACAAAGCAAUACAAAUGAGGUCGAGAUGCCGUUCAAUAGCAAUGUCAAUCAAACUACAAAUAUAGGCACGCAUGUAAAUCAUAAUAAUAAUUGUGUUAAAACCAACGGUGCUAAAAGUGGUAUUGUGGCAGUAUCAGCAAAAGUAGAAAAAAUACAAAUAGUUUAUAAUUUUUUAUAUAGUAACAAUACACGACAACAAACGGAGUACACACAGGAGGUAAUAUGUCCAUGGUGUGGUUUGGAUUGCUUGCGUUUGUAUGCGCUGCUUAAACAUUUGAAAUUGUGUCAUGCUCGCUUCAAUUUCACAUAUCAGCCCGCAGGGAAUGGCGCACGUAUUGACGUGACCAUAAACGAUUCUUAUGAUGGUUCGUAUGCGGGAUCACCGUACGAUUUGGCUGGUCCGUCAGGUUGUUCCUUUGCGCGAACAUGUGGUCCAGUGCGUCGUACAACUGUGACAAAUUUACUAGUCUGCCGCCCGCGUAGACAGAAAACCUGCUUAGACGAGUUUCUAGUGUUGGAUGAGGACGAUUUAAGCAAUCAGCGUCCUUACAUUACAGGCCAUAAUAGACUAUACCACCACACGGAGACCUGUUUACCUGUACAUCCCAAGGAACUUGAUAUCGAUUCAGAAGGUGAAAGUGACCCACUAUGGUUACGGCAGAAAACGAUACAAAUGAUUGAUGAAUUCUCCGAUGUAAAUGAGGGCGAAAAAGAAUUGAUGAAGCUUUGGAAUUUACAUGUAAUGAAGCAUGGUUAUGUUGGCGACUGUCAAUUGCCACUAGCUUGCGAAAUGUUCUUAGACUCGAAUGGCUAUGAGAUUAUACGUAAAAAUCUCUAUCGCAAUUUCAUUUUACAUAUGUGUUCACUAUUCGAUUAUGGGCUAGUUUCACCAGAGACUGUCUACAAAACUGUACAGAAGCUACAGGGUAUGUUAAGUAAAUAUCCCGAGGGACAAGAACUGAUGUCCAAACAGCGUGAAGCUCAAUUGAAAUAUUGGCUUGAUGUGGGCAUACAUAAACAAGAUGAACAGAAGCUUAAAUCACCACAAAAGCAAACACCAAAGCCCACGAAUAUAUCUGAAGUGUUAGGAACAGCUGACAAUGAUGUCUGUGGUACAAGCAGUGUCAGUAAAAAUACGGAAAACAAACCAAUGCAACCACCAACAAAGCGUUCAGCUACAGCUGUUAAACGUGCUAGUCUUCAUCUACAAAGCGGUAACGGCAACAGCACUUCUGAUAAAUUGAUAAAUGGUUGCGGUAGUAAAGGAGUUGCCAAAAAGACUGCAUCUCAAGUUGUUGACGAUCAAGAGCCUCCCGCCAAUACCAGCGCAAGUAAUGCUAAAACGCCCAGCGAUAAACGUGAGCGUCGUGGUGAGGCUUGCAGUAAUAGUAGACGAAGUAGCACAGCGUCAGCGGCUGUAACGUUAACCACAAAUGACCGCGAUGAGAAUAAUGAGCGCAAAGAUGCGCAAAACCUUGAGCGCCCACAUCGUGGUGGAGGCGUAUCAACAAAUAGUACCACAACUGCCGAAUCGCGUGCACAAACAAGUAAAAGACGACUGUCUGUAAAAGAUGCAUCACAACCCGCCUGCAAACGCAGCCGCAAUUCUGAAGGCCACAACAGUGGAAGUGGCAGUGGGACAGGCGGUACAACCACCCGCACAACUGUUCAGCGCCAAUCGGCGGAAGGUGUCCCUAUUACCAACAGCAGCAGCGGUAAGCAAACCAACGCCAUCUGCACUACGACAGCCAAUAGUUUGACAACAACACUGCCAAAACGUUUGGUCACUAGACGUCAAUCCAUAGCUGGAACUACGCAUACCAAUCAUAAUAACAACAAUAAUGCCACCGAACCAACAUCGUCAAAGUCCUCUGCCAAAAAUACAAAUAUCAUUUCUACAACAUCUGCUAAUGUCACCCACCAUUCAUUGCGUACACGCCUCUCGGUGCCGUUAACGAAAGUGGAUAAACGCUAAACAACGAAGAAGAAAGUGAAAUUCAAAGGAAUGAGUGAGUUUUUUUUUUCUUAAAUGGAAAAAUAACGGCAACGUCAGCGACGUUACACAGGUUAUUUAAAAUAUUAUUCGUUACAUUUAUGUUAAGUUUUUAUAAUUUUUAAAUCUUGCUUUUUAUCUUUUUUGUUUUAUCAGAGCAUACUUAAACAAAUUUUUAAUAUUAGUAGCUGUGUAUACCAUAUAUUUACUUAUUUGACUGUCUAUAACUACAUAUGAUCAUUUACAACAUAUUAAAAAAACUGACUUUUUACACUUUUCAAAUUACCUUUACAAAAAAAAUGUUUUGUUUAUUUUUACAAUAAUUCCUAUUUUAAUAAUUUUACGACAUUCUAACAUACAUGCAUACAUACAUAUUUAUAUCCUAUUUUGCAUCCAUUAACUUGUAAUUCACAGUCUUAUGUUCUCAACGAACCGCACUUAAUACAACUAUAGCAUUGGUUGCUAUACGAAUAAUAGUAGAUAAUUACAGCCAGUACAACAGUGCAACAGAUCUGGCAUAAUUGCCGAUACCCGACUGACGAACAGACAAAACUUUAGUGUUCCCGAUUAUUUGUAUCUGUUAAGCGUUCAAAUUCACGCAUUCUUGAACGCACCCAUAGCACAAGAAUGAUAGAAUACACGAUUACGACAAUGAUUUGACCUUACUUUUUUGGUUUAUACUGUGACAAUUGUUACAAACACAAAUUGUACUAAACUGCCAUGUUGUGACGGAAUUCUUGUGAGUUGAGAAUGAUAAGCAUAGAACAGCAUGUAAAUUGUAAACAAAAACGUAAAUAUGUUUUUGUGCUAAUCCGUGAAAUAGGCAUAAUUUAUACUUAAGUUUUAGUGAAAUGAAUGAAACAAUGUUGCGGGAAAAUAUUCUGGUAAUUUUUUAAUAAAUAAAUAAAUAAUCAAUAAAUACUUUUAUCUAUUGAAACUAUAAGUGAAUGGUUAAAACGAAUUGUGCUUGUAAAGGUUGUAUUUAUUAAAAUGUAUAAAUAUAAAGUAUAUUAAUUUUGAAAAAUUGAAUGUGCAGUGCCGAGUUGCAAUAACUAUUAUUUCACGACUUAACAACAGUGUUUAUGUUUUUGUUUACAACUCAACUCGCAAGAAAUACGUCACAACAUUUGGCGUAAUCUUGUAUUUUAGCAUUCUUACCCUUAUUGUUAAUAUAUGUAUACAGUGUCUACCAAUAGAGAUGACGUGAUUUUGACCAUAUUUGUUUACGGAUAUGUGUCAAAUCUUGUCAGUUUGUACAGUAAGGCUCAGUGGCGUAGCUACAACUUCGGGCGCCUGGGGCCAAGGAUGUUCUGCCGUCCCCUUUUAUCUACCUACCUACAAGUUUCAUGAGGUGAUUCGAACAAAAUUGAAUUUUUACAAAAUAUCUUCGAUAUUAAGUAUAUAAAAUUUAUGAACUAGAAGCCAAGCAAAUUAUUAGUUAUUCAGAUUAUUACAUUGUGAGUGUACAACUCUUCAUCUUUUAUAAUAAAUUUUGUAAAAAAAAUUCGUUGAAGUAUUUUUCUGUAUAUUAAAAAACAGCGAAGAUCGUUUUGCCGCGCCCAAGACGUUGCGCCCGGGGCGACGACCCCCUAUCGACCCCUCUAGCUACGCCAUUGGUAAGGCUAUUCCAUUAUGACACGUUUCACUUUGGCAAAACGCUUGGAAAUUGUCUGAGAUUAUUACGCAAAUUUACGUUCUCCGAAAAAUUCACAAAUUCACGUUCGAUGAGGCCCAUUUUGGGCCUAAUGGCUUUCACGUCUAAACAUGGACACAUUGCGUGCAAAGUUUGGCGACUUGUUAAUUUCGAAAAAUUGCCCAGCCAAAUGGCCACCGAGAUCAUGCCUCUAUAUUAUUUUCUCUGAGGGUAUAUUAAAUCAACGGUUUACGUCAAUCAAACAUAAACGCUCGAAGACAACAUUCAACGCACUAUAGACGAAUUGCUGCAUCGGGCCAUCGAAAAUGUAUGUAAACGGGUGGAGAUAUGCAAAGGAGAAGUAGUGACCAUUUGGCCGAAAUUUAAUCAAAUCAUAAAUGAUAUAAAAUUAUCUGCAUAACAAACAGAACCAAUUUUGAGUUUUUAUUUCAUUUUAAUAUCACCUCAUUCUUGUUGGUAGAUUUACAUGUUUAAAUACAUGUUAUACAUAUAUAUAACAGUAGAGAAAUAUAACAAAAUUAUAUAGCGGGUAGGUACACAAAGCCGAGAGUUGGGAACUGUAUAUUUUUAAAUACGAUAUUCGACUGUACUAGAUAUUCGUAGAGUAAUGCAUGGAUAAUUGCAAGUCGAUGAUAAAAAAAAAUAUGAGCAUAUAAUUCAAACGUGACUACAAAUUAAACUUAUAUACACACAUACUUGUAAAAGUGAA